GCCCCUUUAAAGACACCGGGACGCUGUCGCCAUCUUCCUGCGGGCCAUGUGCAAGGUGCAGGGAGCGGUCGCCUCGGCCCCGGCGCGUUUACCUCCGCUGCCUCGCUCGCCUAUCGCUCUCGUCAGCACUUCUCUCGCUCGUUGAAGCGAGCGCGAGCAGUCCGACAACCGUAUCGUGUUUGUUUCCUAUGAUUUCGAGUGUGACUUAAAGAGACAUCCGCCAUCCUCCUCCUCCUCCCCCCUCGGGACCACGGCCGGACCGGCUAGCCCCAGCCCCGAUCCCGCCGGCUUAGGCGCAUCGGUUCGGGCGGCGAGGCUAGGAAAGCCGUAGGCUUCGAUGAAGGGGGUCAGCCUUAGGCAGGCCAUCCUCCAGGCCUGGAGAGAACGCUGGCCUGACUAUCAGUGGGCCAUCAACCUCAAGAAGCUGUUCCCCAGGACCACUUCCUGGGAUGUGCAGGGCUUGGCGGAUCAUCUUUUGGAGCAGGCUAUGGUUGGCCCAGCUCCGAAUGCGCUUAUUUUCUCAUAUCUAAAGUAUGCCAUCAACUCACAGAUGGUGUCAUAUUCAAGCAUUCUUCUUGCCAUCACAAAGUUUGAAGACACUUCAAAGGAGCUCUGCAUGAAGACCCUGCUGGAUCUCAUUAACAACAUUUGCCCAAAAUUGAGCUGUCAUGGAAAGGCAGAGGAGUGCAUGGGUCUGUGCCGUGCCCUGCUCAGCUGCCUACUGUGGCUGCUGCAGUGUCUGUCGCACUGCUUGGAGAGGCUCAGAGCCAACGCCGCCAACGCCGCCAAUCCCGGUGGUGCCAGUUCGAGCGCCGGCGUCGACAAUCUGCUGGGCCCCAUCGCCGGGGCACUGGAAAAGCUGCUGGGCACCACAAAGAACCGUGCACUUCUGCACAUCGCACGUCUAGAGGAGCAGAGCAUCUGGUCGGUGGUGGAGCAGACCGCGUGGAAGGUUCCCGAGUGCUUGAUUGGCGUGAACAUCCAGGAUGAAGUCCGUACCCACCUGGAGGACAGCAUCCUCAUAAUAAAAGGAAUUCCUUCGCUGUUGACCAUACACGAAGAGCACUCCUACAAAACAGAAUACCCCACGGUCCACGCUCUGGUCACACUAGAGGGAACCAUGAACCUCACUGCUGACGGCCAACCUCUCAUGGAGCACUUACUGCUUGUCAAGAAGAUGCAGCGGAUACCCAUGCAGUACCUUUUGCUGGAGGUGUGGAAGGCCUGCAUGGUGGGGCUCAUAGAGGCUCAGGAGGGAAUCGAGGAGCUAAAGUGGACGGCAUUCACCUUCCUCAAGAUUCCACAAGUGCUGCUUAAAUUAAAGAAAUGCUAUAAUGGAGAAAAGGAUUUUUGCGAGGAACUCAACCUUGCCUUUGAGCAUUUGGUGAAACUAACCCCACUGCUGGACAAAGCAGACCACAGAUGCAACUGUGACUGCCUGCAGCUGAUACUGCAAGAGUGCAACAAACUGGAACUCCUUUCUGACAUUCACAUGAAGAAAUUGAUUGGAGUCAGAACUACAGAUCGUGAACAAGUACCUCAGUCCAAAUCUCCGGAGAACUCCAACGUGCAGCCCAACCCAGGACUCAUCCUCCGAGCUGAGCCCACCGUCACCAACAUCCUUAAAACCAUGGACGCAGACCACUCCAAGUCUCCUGAAGGCCUGCUGGGAGUGCUGGGUCACAUGCUGUCAGGCAAGAGCCUAGACCUGCUGCUGGCCGCAGCUGCUGCCACUGGCAAGCUCAAGUCAUUUGCACGCAAGUUUAUCAAGCUGCAUAGGCUGAACGAGUUUGCCAAGCAUAUGAGUGGAGAAGGAACCAAGGCCUCCCAGGUCCGAGCGUUACUCUUCGACAUCUCGUUCCUGAUGCUGUGCCAUGUUACUCAGAUCUAUGGCUCAGAGGUGAUCACGUCAGACCCAUCGGCGGGAGGUGAGCUAACUUUCUUCGAGUCGUGGAUGCAGCUGUGCAUGCCGGAAGAAGGCAAGAGCCUGAACCCAGAGCAUGGGCUCCGCAUUGAUCCCAGCAAAGUGGAGGCACUCAUCAAUCACCUCAACUCUUCGGGCGAGAUGAAGCUAGUGCAAGUGAAGUGGCACGAGGUGUGUGCCAGUCUGCCGGGGGUUGUGAAUGAGGUCCUGAAUGCCUGGGAGCAUGGACUGCUCACCAUGGAGAAUGUCCAGAAAAUCACUGACAACCUGAAGGGUAAAAUGUGCAGCAUGGCCGUGUGCUCGGUGGCGUGGCUCGUGACUCACAUCCGGCUCCUGGGGCUGGAGGAGCGGGAGAAGCCACUGCAGCUCAUCCAGCUGCUGGUGUCGCCCAUCCAGGGAGAGAGCACCCUGCAGUUCUAUUCGGAGAGGGUGAUCAUCAUGAGCUCCAUCCUGGAGAGGAUGUGCGCCGACGUGCUGCAGCAGACCGGCAUGACGGUGCGCUUCCCCGGCGGGGCCCCCAGCGAAGGAUCUCCGGCACCGGUGACGCGGGAACUGCUACCCGGGGCGCGGCCCGUUCGCGAGCUGCUCUCUUCUACGUUCUCGGCCUCCAUGGCGCGGGGGCUGCUGCACACGCGCGCCCUGCACGCGCUGGAGGCCAGCCUGCACAUGGGCGGCCUGCACUGGUUCACCAACAACCUUGUCAAGGAACUGCUGCAGGAGACUCGCAAGGAGAGUGCGGAGACAGCGGUUGAGCUCCUGUACAGCAUCUUUUCACUGGACAUGCACCAGCUAACGCUCUCGCUCCUUGGCCAUGUUCUGCCACCCCUGCUCACCAGCCCCGCCAAGUGGCCAUUACUCACUGACCCGCCAGGCCGGGCUCUCGCCAGGCUGGCAGUCUGGUGUGCCAUAACCUCAUACUCCGUGUACAACCGCAGUCAGACGUCUGCUCGCUACAGAAAGAGACCCCGGGAGGACAUCGAGGAUUAUGUCAGCCUCUUUCCGUUGGAUGACACGCAGCCGUCCAAACUCCUGAGGCUGCUGAGCUCCAAUGAGGAAGACCCCAGCAUUUUGUCCAGCCCAGGUGACCGAUCCAUGAGUAGUUCUCUCUCAGCUGCUCAGCUCCACAACAUCAACAUGAAGGAGCCUCUGAACCGUGUGCUGGCGAACCUAUUUCUACUGUUUUCGUGGAGCCUCACAUCCAAGGUGGCUGGACCUCAGACUCAGUUUGUGCAGUGGUUCGUGGAAGAGUGUGUGCAGUGUGAGCAGGGCAGUUGUACCAGCAUCCUCCACUUCAUGCCCUUCACCAUGGUGUCAGAGCUCAUGAAGCUGCCUGGCAUGAACAAUCCCAAGCUCAUCUUGGCCAUCACGGACCUCAGCUUGCCACUGGGCCGACGCGUUGCAGCCAAGGGGGUGGCGGCUGUGACACUAGCCCUGUGACUGGCAAGCGCAAUGAUUGUCUUGCAGAUCAUGGUAGUGACAAGUGUGAAAAUUGUUAAUUCGUGAUUGUCCAUUGGAAGAUUAAGUGCUUGCAAAAAAAAGAUUUAUGCAGGCCGGUUCAUUUAGCUGUUCCUCACUUGUUGAGGGCCAGUGCCUCAGUAGCCACAUGUCCACAAACACAUGGCAAUUCACAUGGUUUGCAUUGUCCCUAUUUUUAGCAGACCACUUCUUCCUCCUACACUUACCACGGAUAAAAGCGAGUUUAAGAUAGUUUUUUGUAUACGACGAAAAACAUGUGCAGCAAUGUUUAUUUUAUUUACAAUUGUAUUAAAAGUACAUUGAGUUCACUGGUAAAAUGUUUUCAGGCAUAGAAAAGGCGAUUCCAUGUUACUCUUAAUGGUCACCAUGACACUUGUGUAUCUAGUAAUGUGCUGCGAAAAAAAAUACUCCUUGGCAAUAAUGUAACAGAUGCUGUGUCCACAGAUGCCUAUUUAUUAUGGAGUGAAGUGGAGUGAAGUGUAAUACAUUUUUGUUGGUGACAUUGCGUGUUACAAAUGUAAUGUAUAUAUGUAAAGAACAAUUAACUUUUGUAAGGUUAGUUUUUUGUAUUCAGAAUGUGCCCGUGUUUUCAUAGCCAUUAUCUACAAAUGAUAUAAUUAAACAGUAAAAAAGGCCUGUAAUUUCCAAUGAAUAAAACUAUUAACAUUCUACAGAAUUGGUAUGCAUUGCAGAGGGUGACGAAUACCAAGGUGUUUGUGUACAAGGUAUCACUAGUAUAUCACUGGUAUAUAUCCCAAGACUGGCAUUGCAUCUUUGCUGUGCGGCAAUAUGCAGUCAGGAAGGGGGUUACAGGUGUCUAAAACAGUGGAACAAGUCCUCUGUCCAGAGACUCCCUCUCAGUGAUGGUAUCUUCCUUUAUCCAGGAACAACGUUUUCAGCUUCUUUGGAUAAUUGGCCAUAUCUGUCACUGUUAAGAGGACAAUAUAUGCUUGAAGAAGAUGCACAUCCAAAUGCUAAAUAUGGGUCAGAAACCUACUUGCUGUACAGCAUUCUGUAGGCACAUUGGUGCCCUGCAGGUGGGUUUCUCGCACGUAGUGCCUCCAUGGCAGCACGAUUCGCCAACUCGCUGGAUUCUCCUUGUCCGUCACUGCACAUCUGUGAUAAAGCGCUUCAUAGCUCAUCGGAUUUCUCCAGGAUAAAGAUUCUGAUUUGCCUUGAGAGCCUGAGGCACAAUCUGUAGAAAGGGGUCCAGGCCCUCAAUUAGUCAAUGGCAUUCAAAAGGUGUUUGAGGAGAACUUCUGUGGGUUGCACUUCUGCGCUUAACUGCCCAAUGUCAUGUUUCUUCAGAAGCUGAGGCAGAUAGAUGUCGUGCAGGACAUCAAUUAUCUCUGCAGGACACGGACAUUGAGAAAUGCACACACUUUGCAUAUCAAUUAUUGGUCUCGAAAAUUAAUACAUCUGACAAGAUUUUUUUACGGAUUGAAUUUUUUUUUGCAUUAGGUUUAUCAAAUAGCAAAAUAGCAUCGAAGGGUUACAUACCUCCAAAGGUCUUAUUUUUCCAGUUGGGAACGUGGAAAAGUUUCAGUUCGUACAACUUCCUUUGUAGCAACCAUGGUGGCAUCCUAGGGACAAAGUUUAAAGCGACUUAAUGAGAUAUUGAUUGUCACGAUUCUAGGCCAGCACCUGAGGAUUUGGGUUCCAGCCCACGUGGUUCAGCAUGAUGUUUGCCGUUUAAGCAUGUUUGCCGUUUCAGUUCCUGAACAAUAUCCCAGCAUAUGGAGGGAAGUGUCAGACAUGCCGAAUACGCGGUAAAACAUGAAAACAUAACAAUGCAGCACACCCAUGAACACCUAUGCAGUAGUAUUUUAAUGUGCUCUUGUGUAGCGAAUGAGAUUAAGUCUUGAUAACUGCACAAGCUCAUCUUGAUGUUUGUUUUGUGUGAAUGUGCCCUCGCCAAACAAACGGAAAGCUUUACAAAGGUGCAUCACGAGUAUAUUUCAAUCAGAUUUCAUUGCUUACUACAAGACGAAUGGUGCAUUACUCACUUCAUUUUUUGGCCGAUUCCAUCCCAGUCAAUAUCCGCACUGUCUUCAACUUCCAAGUUGUACAAACUGCUCGUGAACAAGGACAAUUUCCAAUAAACGUUAGUACUAACAAAAAAA
This is a messenger RNA of Petromyzon marinus (sea lamprey), 5523 nucleotides long. The record is from RefSeq and is a predicted model, not a curated record. Lineage: Eukaryota; Metazoa; Chordata; Hyperoartia; Petromyzontiformes; Petromyzontidae.